CACAUCACGACCACGAUUCACAUAUCACAACUUCUCUCUUUUCCGGUAAAAACUUCCGCCAACGGAGACCGAUGUGUGUUCUGGUUGCCUAAAUUGACCGAAUCGGAAAGUUGUUUUCUUGAGUGCUUAUUGUCCUUUUGUUUGAUGAUAGAUACCACUUCAAACAAGCUUUUAAGAAGGAGAGCUGUUUCAGAGACUUUGAUGAAAGGGACUUGUGCUGAGAGUGUUGGUAAGAAGAGAAAGAGGAACGAGUAUGAUGAUAGUUGCAUUGCUAGAUAUAUCGGUGCUGUAAGUAACAAUAGAAGAGGGUCUAGUGACAAUGGAGAUGCAUGCAUAGGAGAAGAGUCGGCACAAGCAAACAUUUCUGAAUGUGUUGUUGGUCCAAAGUUUAACGACUUUAGUAAGCUGAGGGAAGAAGCAAACUUUAAAGUUGGUCAGACCUGGGCGCUUUAUGAUACAAUGGAUGGGAUGCCUAGAUUGUAUGCUCAGAUCAGGAAAGUUUCAGCUCCUUGUUUUGGUCUUAUGAUUACAUAUCUAGAGCCAGAUUCAAAUGAUGAGAAAGAGCUCCAAUGGUUUGAAAAAGACUUGCCUGUUUCUGUUGGUAACUUCAGGCUUGGGGAAAAUAAGAGCACAAAAGAUCGUUCAAUAUUUUCACAUGUUAUUCAUUGCAAUGAACGGAGCAACGCUAGUUGUUUCAGCAUCACUUGUCGUUUCAUCAGUACUUAUCAUUUUAGUGUAUCCCCUAGAAAUGGAGAGACUUGGGCGCUUUUCAAGAACUGGGAUAUUAAGUGGUCUUUAAAACCAGAUUCUCACCGCAAAUAUGAGUAUGAAUUUGUCAAGAUUCUGUCAGAUUACGCUGAUGAAACUGGUGUAUAUGUUGCAUACUUGCAUAAAGCAAAAGGAUUUGCUAGUGUGUUCUUUCGAAUGGGAAGAGGUUAUGAAGGUAUAUUUCGUAUUUUACCUCAGAGUUUGUAUCGGUUCUCCCAUAGGAUUCCUUCCUUUGACUGGAAUUGAAGGAAAAGGUGUGCCAAAAGAUGCUUACGAGCUGGACAAAGCUGCGUUACCAGAAACAAUCGAAGAGUUCAUCGUGCCUUUAGACUCUGAGAGUAAUAUAAAGUCUAAACGCCAAGAUAUAUACUUUGCUAGCAAGGGUAAUGUUUUUCUGACUGGCCAGAUUUGGUCAUUUUACUGUGGUGAUGAUUCUUUGCCUCUGUACUACGGUAGGAUUCAGAAGAUCACUUUUACCCAGGCAUUUAUGCAGGAUCCUGUAUGUAAAUUACAUAUAGGUCGGCUAAAGGCUACUCGUUUCCCUGCGGAUGUUAUCGACUGGGAAAACAAGGGAACGCCUGUUGGUUGUGGAACUUUCUACGCAAGAAAAGCUCUAGAAAUAAUCACCCCAAGUGAGGUUUCACUUCAGAUAACUCCUCAAACCUCUAUUGAUGGCAUUGAAUAUACCAUUCUCCCCAAGAUUGGCGAAGUUUGGGUGAUAUACAAAUACUGGAGUCGUGACAUGGAUGCAGAGGACUUUAGUUUUGCUUCUUAUAACAUUGUUGAAAUUCUUGAUGACACCUUGGAGUAUAAGGUCCAAUUGCUGAAGCACGACCCCUUUUAUAAAGAUCAUAAAAAGGAGAAUACGUUGUUAAGGGCAGUUAAGAAGAAUGAGAGCUGGGAAAUGGAAGGGUCGGGAUCGUAUAUACCAACAUAUACGAUCCCGAAAAGGGAAAGGAUCAGAUUCUCGAAUAAGGUUCCUGCUUCACGUGUAACCAUAGAGAUGUACGGAGAGCUAGUGGAUCUUAUAAGUGUUGAUUCUAGAGCAUUACCUUCACACCUAAUUGCUUCAGACCAUUGAGCGAAGAUGGUGAGGGAAGCCAGUGAUUCCUUUUUGUUAGAUUAUUGGGGCAUUUGGUGAAAAAGGGUUUUGUUUUUUCGGUUAAGAAUCUUAAGACUUUCUCCAUGAUGUAAGAAUGUUCUUAUCUAUGAUAUGAGAGAGCAAGUAUUUGCAGGU
Molecule: messenger RNA, 2005 nt
Organism: Arabidopsis thaliana (thale cress)
Lineage: Eukaryota; Viridiplantae; Streptophyta; Magnoliopsida; Brassicales; Brassicaceae
Product: DNAJ heat shock amino-terminal domain protein, putative (DUF3444)
Exons: 2
Coding region: 821-1849 (342 amino acids)
Source: RefSeq, marked reviewed